This is a messenger RNA of Ostrea edulis (European flat oyster), 1367 nucleotides long. Its product is annotated as 5-hydroxytryptamine receptor 1A-like. The transcript has 2 exons. The coding region runs from base 243 to 1229 and encodes 328 amino acids. Gene Ontology annotation, cellular component: membrane; dendrite. Lineage: Eukaryota; Metazoa; Mollusca; Bivalvia; Ostreida; Ostreidae. Gene Ontology annotation, biological process: chemical synaptic transmission; G protein-coupled receptor signaling pathway, coupled to cyclic nucleotide second messenger. The record is from RefSeq and is a predicted model, not a curated record. Gene Ontology annotation, molecular function: neurotransmitter receptor activity; G protein-coupled serotonin receptor activity.
UAAUGACUAAUCGUUUCCUUGUUUCUGAUAUUUUUGUGAAUUUGUUAAUGGAAACUAAGGACAUCUCAAUAUAAAAUAACGGUUUUCUAUCUCUUUUCAUGUUUUAAAUUAUAUCCGGUUUUCUCAAGUGUCCCCUUGCUUCUGUAUGUCGUUUCUGAUGUUUACGAACUUUACUAUUACUUGGAGGAGAUGGCAAAUUAACCAUUAGCAGAAAAAAAAGAAGAAGUGGACUACAAUCUGAAAUGUUGAGAAACCGGACUGAGAGUUUCAACACGAAUUGUGAAGACUCGCAAAAAAAGAUCGUAACAAAUGAAGCAGGACAGAUAGUUUGCAUAGUUCUUUUAUUUUGCGUUUUUGCUGUCACUGUAAUUGGAAACAUUAUGCUGAUAGUGACAGUGGUCAGAAGAGGACAAUUUCACAGAAAGAUCAGUGUAUUUGUGAUAUCGCUGGCUGUGGCUGAUUUCUGUGUUGCUGUGUUAGUGAUGGUACCUUCCAUCAUUCAAUACUUCAUCGUUCAUUCACUAUUCAUGGACUAUGUGAGGAGCAGGCUCUUUCUUGCAUUAGAUUGUAUGUUUACCACAUCCUCGAUUUUACAUUUCACGUGCAUGAACAUUGAUCGCUUUGUGGCUAUUAAUAAUCCACUGAAAUACUUUACGAUAAUGACCGGAAAAUUGGUGUCAUUGUUGAUAAUAAUUUGUUGGAUUUUAUCUAUUAUCAUUUCAGUAAUCGUUGUUAUUUUAAAUAUGUACAACUAUGAAUGCGAUUUCUCAUUGAUUGUACAAGUGAUACCGUCUGUUAUUGGUUCAGGCAUUUCAUUUUACCUCCCGCUGUUAUUAAAUAUCAUUGCAAGUGUUAAAAUAUGUCUUAAAGUUCGCAACAGAAACAUUUUGUUAUACACCGAACAAGGAACUGGCGAUAAGGCUCUCCAACGCCAGCGACAUGAUCUUGAGGCUAGAGUUACAAGAACCAUCAUGAUAUUGCAGGGGACGUUCUUCGUGUGUACCACGCCGUUUUUCGUGUUGUUGCUUCUGGAGAGUCUCUUCGGUUUACACAUUUCCAACAGGGCAUGGUUUGUGGUAACAUGGCUUGGCUAUUCCAAUUCAACCAUAAACCCAUAUCUGUACUGUUAUCUAAAUACAAGAACCGAAAGGAUGGAUAGAGUCUGUAACAGAACUCGUGAUUUGAAUGUUGAAAAACUGGACAGGAGAAGGAAUACAGGAGAUGCAUAAUACCGGGACAGGGGAGAUCGAAACACGGGCAUGUCAUAAAGAACAAGAUGCUGAAAAUUACAGCAUGUGACGCGUUCAUCAUUUCCAUUCAUAUUUUAUAAAUUUGCGUUUCCAAUAUUAUAAAAUUUCUUAUUUGUA